Molecule: messenger RNA, 4143 nt
Organism: Fonsecaea monophora
Lineage: Eukaryota; Fungi; Ascomycota; Eurotiomycetes; Chaetothyriales; Herpotrichiellaceae
Exons: 16
Coding region: 1-4143 (1380 amino acids)
Biological process (GO): meiotic cell cycle
Cellular component (GO): nucleus
Molecular function (GO): RNA polymerase II transcription regulatory region sequence-specific DNA binding
Source: RefSeq, a predicted model, not a curated record
AUGUCAGAUCUCGCAGAUGAGCCUGACCGUGCAGGCAGUGACAUGAACAACUCCUUCGACAAUCGGGGUUCGCUGCCAAACAACAGAGUACACGAAGCCACUUCGCCAACUGCGCCCCGCAAGUCGAACCAGACCUCGCCUUCCACCGAUCAGCCAAAGAAGAAGCGCAAGCAUGCGUAUAUUGUCGCCGUUCGAGAGGGACAUGGCUAUCACAAAAAGUCCAAGACCGACUCAGACACUGCUGCGCCGGACGAGCAGUCUCCUCCACGGGAUGAUUUUCCUACGGCUCCAAGCUUACCAGGUCCCGCAUUGAUGGACGACUCUGCUCCUAAUCUACUGCAGGAGGACAAUAUUGGACUGAGACCAUCCACAAAUGACACCAUGGCCGUCUCUAAUCCGAGCGCAGCUGCACCAAACGCUGGUAUCAAUGGUAAUGCUCACCCCCACUUCAGUUAUAAUGAUCCAUGGACCGGAGUCCAAAAUCGAUUUCAUGAUAUGCAGGCCUUUCAUCCCAACUAUAUGUUCAACGCAAACGAGGUCACUGAUGAAUUCAACCUGCUAAACGACUUCCUCAGCAACAGCCUAUUUGAAGAGACCGGAAUGUAUUCCACUGAUGAAUUCCAGGGUCCCUUCAAUGAUCCUUCGUUCAUGAACUCGAUGGCAGCUUCUUCUUUCCCGACCUCCGGAGUCGAACCAAUCCUUUCGCAGGAGCACGUCAACAGCGUCCAUGCAACCACUCAGAACAACGCAGCUCAAGCAGCGCUGAUAUCUAGGCCGUCGAGUGUAAAGCCAGCAUCGGACAAAGCGCGAGAAAAGUAUUACAUGAUGGCUGCCGAUCCGACGGGCGCUGAACCUCCGGAGGAGCGCAUGCAAAAGUUACUCAAAGCAAAAUACGAUGCAGGAAUGUUAAGACCUUUCAAUUACGUGAAUGGAUAUGCCCGGCUCAACAAGUACAUGGAAAAGAACAUGAAGCCACAUUCGCGUCACAAGAUCUUGAUGCAAUUGGACCAGUUCCGGCCGAAAUUUAGAGAGAGAAUGCAGAGCUUGACAGAUAUUGAAUUGGUUCUGGUGGAGAUGUGGUUUGAAAGGAGUUUGAUGGAGUACGACAGAAUUUUCGCUAGCAUGGCCAUUCCAGCCUGCUGUUGGAGAAGGACGGGUGAAAUUUUCAGAGGAAAUAAGGAGAUGGCAGAGUUGAUUCAGGUACCCAUCGAAUCACUUCGUGAUGGAAAGCUUGCCAUCCACGAGAUCAUCGUCGAAGACCAGCUGGUCAGCUACUGGGAGAAGUUCUGUGCCAUUUGCUUCGACCAGCAGCAAAAGGCUAUGCUCACCAGCUGUACACUACGCUGUCCCACGGCAGGUGCUGACGUCGUGGACAUUCACUGCUGUUUCUCCUUCACCAUUCGAAGAGAUAAUCACAAUAUACUCGGAAUUCAACUUACUCAACUACAGGCCAACAUCGACUAUUUCAAAUCGCACUCAGGGCUAGCAGAAGCUGUCUUGGUAGGGUACUCUGGGCUGUUGGUAUCACUUUGCCUGACAAUCAUCCUUUCGGUAGAAGCUGGCCUGGUUGACCUCGCCUCCAAGGUCAUUGAACAGCUGGCUGUCAAAUCGGAAGAUCUCCUUCAAAGAGCCAGUCAUGAUGACCUCGAUAUCGAAAAACCGUUUGGCGGGCAUGAACUAAAGAAACAGGCGUGGAAACAAGGACGAACAGAGCUAGCCGAACAUUUUUACAGCCAAUUCGAGGCAUCCAAAUCCGAGUUGGAUUCCGCUCGCAUUGGACAAGCACUUGACCUAUGCUACGAGAUCGGCAAUGAUCAGCUCAGUCAGAAAAAAUACACUGUCGCUGCGCAAUGGCUCAGAAGGGGCUGCCAGCUUGCAAAUGAACCUGAAACGCAGGCAGUGCGAGCUCUUUUGGCACUUAAGGAGGGAGAACCCGGACAGGAGGCUUUUCAACUCCUCCAGGUCCUUCGAGAGGAGUACAGCCACAGGCUUCCCGUCAUCCUGCUACAAUUAGAGGUCGCUGCAAAAGACUCAUAUACCAAUCCGGACGCCUUCUCAGCUGAUCUAUUGAGCGUUGUCCGAUCGGCUCACCUGAUCCACUCGAAUCAUAAGCUUACGGCCCACGCAAUCCGAGUAUUGGAGUCGUAUAUUGUCUUGAGACUUGCUUCAAGCGACGAACACGCAUGGACCGAAAAGGCCAUCAUCACAUUGAUCUGGCUCAUAACAGCGGAAGGCGAGGGCCAGAGCAGCGUCGACAUGCUGUCCCUUGAAGGGACAUUCGAGAAGAUCUACCGAGCCUGGAAUAAAGCUCUCAGUGCAGAGGCUACGCAUGGUGCAUUGAUUCUUUUCUGGAAGCGGAUCGAGCAUACCUUCGACCACGGAUUGAAAGAGAUCACCAUUAAAUGGUGCCAAGUUGCAUUGCAUCAACUGUUUAGCAAGGCUGGAGAUCACAACGUGGGCAAAAUUGAAAGGAGAAUAGUCAAAUGUCAAAUCGAUCUCCGCAACUUUGAAGCUGCUUUUGCAGCCCUCGAAACGAUGUCGCCAGCGAGAAAACAGCAUCCCCUUUCUCGAUACCUGCGAUACUGUCUCGCUCUGCGGCGUGGGGACGAAGCUGACGUCCAUGAUGACCGGAACAAGCUCUUGUUUGCCGCCGUUUCGGAAGCAACGCAAUAUGGUAGCAAAUUACAGGGAGCGCAACUCCUCCAGCGCAUUCUGGACAAAUACAACGACAAUCUGCCAACGGAAAUAGAUGCAUCUGCCCUUCUGAGACCAGCGGCGUCCUUUACGCGAAAGCAACAGGUUAGCGAAGAAACGACCAUGGAACAUCGAUUACAAGAAAGCAGGUGGUUUGAGAAGACCAGCUACAACACUGCCGUACAAUACCUCCAGUCAUGGCCGACGAAAUAUGUCAUUGACCUUUUGCACUAUUCGUGCCAAAUGCACUUGCCCACGCAUGCUCCAAGCCAGGUUCAAUAUGAGAAGCACAUCCAUGAGACUGGUGCAAAGUACAUCCAAGCGAUCCUGUACACUGUCCAGGCGAGGUCGGCAGCUACGUUGUCUACAGCAGAAGACAUUCCUAGGACGGCUUAUUCGGGAAAGGCACCACCACAUUCGCCGACAGAAAUCAAGUCUACUUUGUACAGAAAUGUCUUUGCCAAGUACUCGGAAAUUCGAACUCAUCUGAACGCCUUGCGUGAGGGCUCCAGUACAAGCCUCGUCGAGCAGGAGGUUCUCGAAGGGAUCACGCAGAACCUCAUUGUCUUGACACCCCUGGCGUUCGAAGCACUGCUCUUCCUCGUGGGUACCAGUACCGCAGAUGUUUCUAGCCCAGCCCCGGUUCAACACGAUUUCUCGCUUGCUGAAAUGGUAGACCAAAUGGUACUCCUGAACCCGCCGCAGAAGACGUACUCGCUUUUCGCCGACAUGAUCCUCUCCGCCUCCAUGAGCGGUUGCCUCGAGUCUACCGAGCCGUCCCAGCCGUCCGGCCCAGAGUCUUCGACUCCACCUGUGCUCCUGCCAGUCUCGACAACGACGAAUCUGCUCGCGAAGCUGAUAUCCGGGUUGCGAAACCACCCGGAUUACGACAGCAACCGGGCCGCGAGAUGGAUGAGGUGUAUGGUUCAAAUCGUUCUCGACCGCCGACGAGAUUCGCGACCCGAAAACCAGUAUCAGUCCGAGAAGAAUCUGAGCACCGUGGCGAGAAUCACCGAGCAUGCCCUGGAUCUGGCAACGUCCGCUGCUUCUUCUGCUGCCGCCGGGGGAAACGACUACCCGCCGGAAGAACUGGAGUGGCUGGCCGUCACGCUAUUCAAUCUCGCCAUCGAUCUCUACGCCUCACCACCACCACUACCAGCGGCGUCAUGCUCAGCCUCGGACUCUGCACCAGCCGACCACGACGAGCAUAUCCCGGAACACAAAAACAACAAACACAAGAACAAAAUCCAAGGCAGCAGCAGCAGCAGUAGUGGCAGUGGUGAGAUAGUUACGCUGCCGCAGUUCUGGGCGAGGAAAGCCGUGGCUGUCGCGGACAUUCUUGUCAUGAUGACUACCGCGACCGCAGGAGCCGGAGUCGGAGAUAGCGACGUUGGAGCUCUCGCAACAGUCCUCCGAGAAAGAUGCCAGAGACUGCACUGGGACGUGUGA